This is a messenger RNA of Arvicanthis niloticus (Nile rat), 9833 nucleotides long. Lineage: Eukaryota; Metazoa; Chordata; Mammalia; Rodentia; Muridae. The record is from RefSeq and is a predicted model, not a curated record.
GGCAGUGACGUCAGCCGAGCGCCAAGGAGCUCCCGACUCGUUUUCCACCGCUCUGUGAGGUUGCGGGUGUAUCGUUGGUGUCCCUGUCGAGGUGGGUUAGGAGGGUGCGGAGCGGCGAAGCCCUUCCGGAGCUGCGGCGUGGAGGCGGUUUCCGGCGGCUGGAGUCGGGAGGCGCGAGCCGGCGCGGCCGCGGACGGCGACCCGGGCCGAGCGCGAGUGGUGUGACCUACAGCAUUGAGCAUCCAACACUCCCUGCUUCCCGAUCCUGAACCAGAAAAACAACACUAGAACCCUUUGGAACGUCUCUGUGUUCGAUGUGGGCAGAUCUUUCCUUGGACCUCCUGGAAGCAAGAGUGUUAGUGUGCAAGUGCGGACUGCACAUCCAGGCUCUGUUACUAGGGAAGAAAAGAUGGCGAUGGCCUCAACAACUGUAGUAGUUCCUGCGGAGUGGAUCAAGACCUGGGAGAAAUCUGGGAAAGGCGAGUUUUUACGUUUAUGCCGGAUUCUCAGUGAAAGUAAAAGCCGUGACACUUUGGCUUGUAGAGAUUUCCAACAAGCACUCUAUGAGUUGUCAUACCAUGUCAUUAAAGGAACUUUAAAGCCGGAACAGGCCUCAAAUGUUCUUAAUGACAUCAGUGAAUUUCGAGAAGAUAUUUCGUUUAUUCUUGCUGAUAUAUUCUGCAUAUUAGAUAUUGAGACGAAUUGUCUAGAAGAAAAAAGCAAAAGAGAUCAUUUUACACAGCUGAUAUUAGCAUGUUUAUAUUUAGUUUCAGACACAGUUCUAAAGGAACGCUUGGAUCCAGAAACAUUGGAAUCAUUAGGCCUUAUCAAACAAUCGCAGCAGUUCAAUCAAAAAUCAGUUAAGAUCAAAACAAAACUCUUCUAUAAACAGCAGAAGUUCAAUUUGCUAAGAGAAGAAAAUGAAGGUUAUGCCAAGCUAAUUGUUGAAUUAGGGCAAGAUUUAUCUGGAAAUAUCACUAGUGAUUUAAUCUUAGAAAUUCUCAAAUCUUUAAUAGGAUGCUUUAAUCUAGAUCCCAAUAGAGUUUUGGAUAUCAUUUUAGAAGUGUUUGAAUGCAGACCAGAACACCAUGAUUUCUUUAUAUCUUUAUUAGAAGCUUACAUGAGUAUGUGUGAACCACAGACACUGUGUCAUAUUCUUGGGUUCAAAUUCAAGUUUUACCAGGAGCCAAAUGGUGAGACUCCAUCAUCCUUGUAUAGAGCUGCGGCAGUGCUCCUUCAGUUUAACCUUAUCGAUUUGGAUGAUCUCUAUGUGCACCUUCUUCCAGCUGAUAGCUGCAUUAUGAAUGAAUACAAACGAGAAAUUGUGGAAGCUAAGCAAAUUGUUAAAAAACUUACAAUGGUUGUAUUGCCUUCUGAAAAAAGUGAUGAGCGAGAGAAAGAAAAGAAAAAAGAUGAUAAGGUAGAGAAGGCACCUGACAACCAAAAACUUGGGUUAUUGGAAGCCUUAUUAAUUAUCGGUGAUUGGCAACAUGCACAGAGUAUUAUGGACAGGAUGCCUCCAUACUAUGCCACAUCACAUAAAGUAAUAGCCCUUGCUAUUUGCAAUCUUAUACACAUAACUAUUGAGCCUAUUUACCGAAGAGUUGGUGUUCCUAAAGGUGCUAAAGGCUCACCUGUCAAUGCUUUACAAAACAAGAAGGCACCAAAGCAAGCAGAGAGCUUUGAAGACUUAAGGAAAGAUGUAUUCAGUAUGAUUUGUUACCUUGGUCCUCACCUUUCUCAUGAUCCCAUCUUAUUUGCAAAGGUGGUGCGCAUAGGCAAGUCAUUUAUGAAGGAAUUUCAGUCUGAUGGGAAACAAGAAAAUAAAGAGAAAAUGGAAACUAUACUUAGUUGUUUGCUUAGCAUUACUGACCAGGUACUGCUUCCUUCUCUUUCUUUAAUGGAUUGCAAUGCAUGCAUGUCCGAGGAACUAUGGGGAAUGUUUAAAACAUUUCCUUAUCAGCAUAGAUACCGCUUAUAUGGACAGUGGAAGAAUGAGACUUACAACAGCCAUCCACUUUUAGUGAAAGUUAAAGCUCAUACAAUAGACAGAGCCAAAUACAUCAUGAAGCGUCUAACCAAGGAAAAUGUAAAGCCUUCAGGAAGACAGAUUGGGAAAUUGAGCCACAGUAAUCCAACCAUUUUGUUUGAUUAUAUCUUGUCACAAAUACAGAAGUAUGAUAACUUAAUAACCCCUGUGGUAGACUCAUUGAAAUACCUCACUGCGUUGAAUUAUGAUGUUUUAGCCUACUGUAUCAUUGAAGCACUAGCUAAUCCAGAAAAAGAAAGGAUGAAACAUGAUGACACAACCAUCUCCAGCUGGCUUCAGAGUCUGGCUAGUUUCUGUGGUGCAGUUUUUCGUAAAUACCCAAUUGAUCUUGCUGGUCUUCUUCAGUAUGUAGCCAAUCAGUUAAAAGCAGGCAAAAGUUUUGACCUGCUUAUAUUGAAAGAAGUGGUACAAAAAAUGGCAGGGAUAGAAGUUACAGAGGAAAUGACAAUGGAGCAGCUUGAGGCUAUGACAGGCGGGGAGCAACUGAAAGCUGAAGGUGGAUAUUUUGGGCAGAUUAGAAACACUAAAAAGUCCUCUCAGAGAUUAAAGGAUGCACUACUGGACCAUGAUCUUGCCCUUCCUCUUUGUUUGCUCAUGGCGCAGCAGAGGAAUGGGGUGAUCUUUCAGGAAGGUGGAGAGAAACAUUUGAAGCUUGUAGGAAAGCUCUAUGACCAGUGUCAUGAUACCUUGGUACAGUUCGGUGGGUUUUUAGCAUCAAAUCUAAGCACAGAUGAUUACAUAAAGAGAGUACCUUCAAUUGAUGUGCUUUGUAAUGAAUUUCAUACACCCCAUGAUGCAGCAUUUUUUCUGUCUCGGCCAAUGUAUGCACACCAUAUUUCAUCAAAGUAUGAUGAACUUAAGAAAUCAGAAAAGGGUAGUAAGCAGCAACAUAAAGUUCAUAAGUACAUCACGUCAUGUGAGAUGGUGAUGGCUCCUGUCCAUGAAGCAGUGGUCUCAUUACACAUCUCCAAAGUCUGGGAAGAUAUCAGCCCUCAAUUCUAUACCACAUUCUGGUCUCUGACCAUGUAUGACCUUGUAGUUCCACAUUCCAGUUAUGAACGGGAAGUCAAUAAACUGAAGAUCCAGAUGAAAGCGGUUGAUGAUAAUCAGGAAAUGCCUUUAAAUAAAAAGAAAAAGGAAAAAGAGCGCUGCACUGCCCUGCAAGACAAGCUUCUUGAAGAAGAAAAAAAACAGAUGGAGCAUGUACAGCGAGUGCUCCACAGACUGAAAUUGGAAAAGGACAACUGGCUCUUAGCAAAAUCUACUAAAAAUGAGACCAUCACAAAAUUUCUCCAGUUGUGUAUAUUUCCUCGAUGUAUUUUUUCAGCAAUUGAUUCUGUUUACUGUGCUCAUUUUGUUGAGUUAGUUCAUCAACAGAAAACUCCAAAUUUCUCCACACUUCUUUGCUAUGACCGAGUUUUCUCAGACAUAAUUUACAUGGUUGCUAGCUUUACUGAAAAUGAAGCUAGUCGAUAUGGGAGAUUUCUUUGCUGCAUGUUAGAGACUGUGACUAGAUGGCACAGCGACAGAUCCACCUAUGAGAAGGAAUGUGGAAACUAUCCAGGAUUCCUUACUAUAUUACGAGCAACUGGAUUUGAUGGUGGAAAUAAAGCUGAUCAGUUAGAUUAUGAGAAUUUUCGACAUGUUGUACAUAAAUGGCAUUACAAACUAACCAAGGCAUCAGUACAUUGCCUAGAAACAGGUGAAUAUACUCAUAUCAGGAAUAUCUUGAUUGUACUAACAAAAAUACUACCAUGGUACCCCAAGGUUUUAAAUCUGGGUCAGGCAUUGGAAAGAAGAGUGCAUAAAAUCUGCCAAGAAGAGAAAGAAAAGAAACCAGAUCUCUAUGCACUAGCAAUGGUCUACUCUGGGCAGCUGAAAAGUAGAAAGUCAUACAUGAUACCUGAAAAUGAAUUUCAUCACAAAGACCCUCCUCCAAGAAAUGCUGUCACCAGUGUACAACCAAAUGGGCCUUGUAGUGGGCUGCCUUUAUCCAUAGGAAGUAUGUCUAAAUUAGAUGAGAGCAGUGCUGAGGAGGUCGACAAGUCACGAGAAAGAUCUCAGUGUGCUGUGAAAGCUAUGAAUAAAGCUUCCAGUGUCACACCAAAAGGGAAUUUAAGCAAUGGAAACAGUGGCUCUAACACCAAAGCUGUUAAGGAAAAUGACAGAGAAAAGGGCAAAGAGAAAGAAAAAGAGAAAAAAGAAAAGACUCCAGCUGCUACUCCAGAGGCAAGGGUAAUUUGUAAAGACAGUAAAGAAAAACCCAAGGAAGAACAGCCAAAUAAAGAUGAAAAAAGAGAAGCCAAAGAAAGAAUGCCUAAAUCUGAUAAAGACAAAGAAAAAUUAAAAAAGGAAGAAAAAACUAAAGACGAGAAAUUCAGGAUUAUUGUCCCCAAUGUAGAAUCAAAAUCCACUCAAGAAAGGGAAAAAGAGAAAGAGCCUUCAAGAGAAAGAGAUUUAGCAAAGGAAAUGAAGUCAAAAGAGAAUGUUAAAGGAGGAGAAAAAGCACCACUUUCUGGCUCCUUGAAAUCACCUGUUUCCCGAAUAGAUAUCACAGAACCUGAAAGAGAAAAACGUCGAAAGGUUGAUUCCCAUCCUUCUCCAUCACACUCUUCCACAAUAAAGGACAGUCUUGUCAAACUCAAGGAGUCUUCAGCAAAGCUCUAUAUCAACCAUAUUCCACCACCAUUGUGCAAGAGUAAAGAGAGAGAAGCAGACAAGAAAGAUUUGGACAAGUCAAGGGAAAGGUCCAAAGAAAGAGAGAAAAAAGAGGAAAAGGACCGGAAAGAGAGGAAAAGAGACUAUUCAAACAAUGACCGAGAGGCACCUCUGGACUUAAUCAAGAGGCGGAAAGAUGAAAAUGGAAUAUUGGGGGUUUCUAAACACAAAAGUGAAAGUCCCUGUGAGUCUCUUUAUCCAAAUGAGAAAGACAAAGAAAAAAUUAAGUCAAAAUCCUCAGGCAAAGAAAAAGGUGAUUCAUUUAAACCUGAAAAGAUAGAUAAAAUAUCCAGUGGGAAAAAGGAGUCGGGACAUGAUAAGGAAAAGGUAGAGAAGAAAGAGAAAUGGGACAGUUCUGGAGACAAGGAAGAGAAGAAACAUCAUAAGUCCUCAGACAAGCACAGAUAAUGAAGACUCAGCCAAAAGUGUGGGCAGGCCUCUAAGCUGAAGGUCUCCCAGCUGAGGAUGCCAGAGCUCAGUGUGUCACUUUCUAAACACUAUCUCCCUUAAUUGAGAGCUUCUGGUGCUGUUUAUCUUAUGAGAAUCACUUUAAGUCAGAAGAUGAAUAUGCAUUGCCAUCUUCUUGAGACAUUGCAAAGUCACUGGCUUUCAGAACAUUAUUUUCACCUCUGGGCAGUUCCUUGCAGCAAGAUCCCUGUGCGUACAAUAUUUUCUUGAAAUAAUACCACCUAGAAACAGCAUCUAUGAAAUUUUACCAGCUGAGUCUUGGAUCACCCUUCUUAGAAAGGGUCUGCUGUGCAUUUACCAAUGUAGAAGAAGUAGACUAUGGUGAGUUGAAGUUACUGUUCUACCUUAAAGGAGUGGUUCAGUACCAGCUAUAGAAAAUCCUGCAGGUGCCUUGCAACAGAUUGGGUCUUUCAUACAUUAUUUAUUUAACUUCCAUAGUAAUGUUAGAAGGUCUCCUCCUAUGCUCAGGCUCUUCCCAGUUCAGAGGAGAUUGUCUGACUGCCUUUGGAUCAAGAUGUAGAACUCUUGGCUCCUCCAGCACCAAAUCUGCCUGCACAAUGCCAUGCUUCCCAUCAUGAUGAUAAUGAACUGAAACCAUAAGCCAGCCCCAUUGCCAGGGGCCAGCCCCAGCGUGGGGGUGCCUAAAAAGCAUAAGCACACUCUGGAUCUGUGCUGCCUUUGCUGAUAAGCUGCCUCAUCUCACAUCGUUGAUAAGAGAGGUUUGUACAGCUCCUUCUGUGUGCCCGACCCUGUUCAAAGAUGAUGAUCUCUCCUCUCCCUCAUAGAAUGCCUCUAAGCUUUUCAAAUUAUGAAUUUUAACAAGUCCAUGAACCAGCUUUCAACUAUGUCCUGAUGUGCCAAGGAAUCUGUUUAGCUUUGCCAUUGUGUUCUUCACUGCUUCCUGGUACAUGCCCAAUUGGCAUUCAGUUGGGUGACUUAAGACCUUCCAGGAAUACAUGAGGCACUAAAACAGUAAUCACAGAGCAUGACCAGAAAUGAAACCAGGAAUUGAACAUGAUUGUCAGCAGAUGAAAGCCGCCUCAGAGAGUGAAGCAUGGUGAGAAAUAUGGACAGGCAUAGAGCACUCCACUGGCAGCAUGGUGUCCCAGAGCCAGAUGUUGAUCAUAAGGCUAGAGAUCAUGGAGCUGCCAAAUGGAAGAGACAUGAGUGACAGACAAGUGUUGACUGUGAGAUGCACAGGGAACAGAUGGAGCAGCUGGUGCGGUGUGGUGCAUGAGCAGGUCAAGUGCUAGGACUGAUGGUGUUGUGUUCCAGACAGGCCAGCGCCUCAGCAUGACCGUGAGAUUCAGCAGUCAGCCUUGCCCAAGAUGUCCUUUCCAGUCUACAGUAAACCUAGAAGUUGGAGGCAGAAAUGGGGGUGCCAGGAUGCACAUGUGGUAAUCUACGUGUGUUACUGAGUGGAUUUGCCCUAACAAGUACAUUAUUUAUGUCUGGUUUAUCAUACGAUGCUGGUCUUUCUAACUAACUAUUAAUCUUCUACACUUGGUUUUAUUUUCCAUAAACUUUACCCAUGGAUGAAAGAAGUUUUUUUUUUUUUUUUAACUUUUCCUCACAUGACAGAUCUAGACUUUGAAAUAUUGAACUAAAGAAGAAAAACUGAAAGUAUGUUGAGAAGUACGCCCAAUUGCUGCCCUGCCUAACUCUUCAGGUGACAAUGAAGUAGCUUUCUAAAGCUUGGAACUGUCAAAGGACUUCUGAGUGCACUUCCAGCCACAAGUCAGUACUGACAUUUUUAACCAGUGUGUGGAGAAGGAAGAGGGCAUUACUUUCCACGCUGAUGCAGUUCUGUGAUUGUUCAUCUCAGGUACCCUCUACUGGUAAACUUUAACCAUACUGACAAAUCAUAGCACAGCUAUGUCCCCAUUGCGCUGGAAUUUGUAUGAAUAGUUAAGAUGUUAAUACUACACUUUUUUGCCUACUUUCUCAUAGCUAAUGUCUAUGGAACUAGCUGUAUUACUUGGUUUUUUUUUUUUUAAUUGUUUUAGCUCUGUUAAAUGGCCCCCCCAAAUUUCCAGAUAGUGUCUCUAACUGCAACAGAAGAAUUGUAUGGUUCCUUAAUUCACACUAAGUUUGACUUUCAACAAUUUGUUCAGUGUGAAUAUUUUUAUCUCUUUUUCUUGGCUUUUAUGCUUACUUGAAACUCAGUAUUAAAAACUGUCUAGUAGAACCAACUUAUUAAAUGUUACUUUGGUGUGCAGCGAAAUGUUUGAUUAAGCAAAUGUUUAAGAAUGAUACUUUGUUUUAAAAUUUAUUAUGACUCAUAAAGCAAAUUCACUUCAUAGUAUUUGAGAGAUAAAGUCUCAAGUGUUCUUAGUCCAGUGUGUCAGUAGAAUUUAUAAUACAAAUAAAGUUUGCUUUAAUAAAAAGAAUUUUUUUUUCUGAAAGUCCAUCUAUUAUCAGAAAGCACCAGGAAGAAGUAGCUGCUGUUUUCAUUGGAAGAAAGAGUUUUCCACUAAAUUUCUGUGUAAAAAUCUCUUCUCAAUAAGAGAUUUGUUUUUCAAACAUACUAUGUAGUAUGAUCUUUUGCAAUCUAAAUGGAUUAGAAAGAUACAAUUCUAGGCUGGUGAUUCAGGACUGGUGGUGGUCAUACAGCCACUACAGAAAUCCUGUUUUUAGUCCUGUGACUUGCAGUCUCCAGUUAAUUACUAGACUUUGUCAGUUUUGUCUCCAGUGAAAACAGGAGUGACAAGUCUUUCUGAGUCAGUUGAUGAAUGAAUCGUACUGAUUUUUUAACGGGUUUUUCAUAUGAUUUCGUCCCCAUCUUUUCAGUAUGCUGACCAAGUUUUUUCUUCUAGGUGGUAAAGUUUGUGUUCCAGGUAUAUUGAGUUUAUGUAUUUAUCAUGUAUACACAAUUGUUAUAUGACAAGAAGAUUCAACUUGAAGUACAGCCAUUAUGCAGUAUCCAUGUAUACUGACCAUGUACCCCAUAUCCAUUACAAUCCCUAGAAAGUAUUUUUGAUACAUAUUAUUUACUGUGUUUUAAUAUACUUAGAAGAUUAUACGAAAUUCUUUUCUUUACCCAUGUGUUCUGUUUGGGUUUUGUUGUUGUUGUUGUUGUUGUUGUUGUUUUGUUUUAUUGUUUUUAAUUUUUUGUUUGUUUGGGGUUUUUUUUCUUCUUGAGUCAAAGAAUAAAGUUUAAUCCUUUUCCUGGUACCUUGCCCUUUGUUGGCAAAAUUAGGAUAUAAAUUGUUCAAAUCUCCACAAUUAAGAGUUUCAGAAAUACUUGCUACUGGCCGCUUGAUUUAAUAAAGACUAGAUAUAUAAACAGAUAGAAAAAAAUGUCUAUUUCCUCACUAAAAAAUUGGAUAUUUUUUUCUUUUUAUUAGCAAAUAUUAGUAAUAGCCUAGACUAUGAAUAAUUUCUAAAUGUUGUGGGGGGCACGUAAUGAGACAAUGCAUAUUACAGCCAAGUACCCAUUUCAAGUAACCAAUUAGGCAUUGUAAUUACUAUAGGGCUAUAAUGCAUGGAAACUCAUUCUUCAGAUUCCUUGGAGCUGUAACUUGAGACAGUUGAAGGGCGUGUAAUUCAUUUGGGAGGUGUAGAUAGUAGUGAAGCUGAGGAAGCCUGGAAAGGGAAGGUGUACAGACGGUGUGCUGUCAAGCUGGCUAACACUGCAGACUGCUAGAGCUGUAUUUCCUUUGUGCUACUCUGGAAAACACUAGAAGACACAAUUCAGACAUAUCUUAUGUGAGGACAUGGGUUACAGAACUAGUCUCAGGGAGUGGUAGCUAUCCUGUACAGUGAACAGCGGCUCUUGGCAACUUGUGAUCAAGAGCUGUAACUGAACAUGAUGGCACAUGGCUGCAGUCCCAGCACCUGAGAGGUAGAGUCAGGAAGACCAAGACUUUAACUAGCGGUAAUCUGGGCUACAAUGAGACUGGGUCAAAAAAAAAAAAAAAGAAAGAAAGAAAGAAAAAAGCAGUAGCUGAAGAUUGGUAGAUCCAGACUAUCAUUAUAAUACCCACAUUGUCCCUUAGGUGUAGACUUUACAUUCCAGCCUCUUAAUACAGUCAGAUGGUGUUCUGUGCGCUUACACUACAUGACUGUGUAGCCCAUGAAGGCAGAACCAGGAGAGGCUAAAAGACAGUGCUGUAGUUAGUUCUGAUCCUGGCGAUAUUUACUAUCCAUGUGAUCAGGUCUCAUCUGUAAGUUCAUAAGAUGAAUCUGUACCUUGGCUCUCUGGUGUGUAUGGUCUAAAACACAUUUGAGCUGAACUUUACACAGAAGAGAGGAGGAGGUACCUUGUUUUACAAAGAGGGAGGUCUGUUCAGUCAGCAAGAUGGAAAAGAUUUCUUGGCAAUUUAAGUUUUCAAAGGCAAAAGGGACAGAUAUUGUCCAGUGAUAAUUAAAACCUUACUUAAAAUGCUUUUCUAAGUCUCCACUUGAACACACAUAUUUCACAACUGCAGUUUUGUUCUUCUUUUUCCCUUAUGUUGCAUCAUGGACAUGCCACAUAUUAAUGUGCAUAAUAUACAAAGUAUAUAAUGUAAUGUAAAUUGAUAUUGUAUGAUAAUAUCUACAUAUUAAUACCAAAUUAUGAAUGUAUAAUUUAUGUGAAAUAAAAUACAUCCCUGGU